Molecule: messenger RNA, 1373 nt
Organism: Hemicordylus capensis (graceful crag lizard)
Lineage: Eukaryota; Metazoa; Chordata; Lepidosauria; Squamata; Cordylidae
Gene: MAK16
Product: MAK16 homolog
Exons: 10
Coding region: 136-1023 (295 amino acids)
Biological process (GO): maturation of 5.8S rRNA; maturation of LSU-rRNA
Cellular component (GO): preribosome, large subunit precursor; nucleolus
Source: RefSeq, a predicted model, not a curated record
UGCAGCCGAGCUGGGGACAGCCCCUUCCUCCGGAAGGUGGGAAUCAGCUGCGCAACGCUCGCGAGGCUUCCGACCUCGUUGCUCCGUCGGCGCGUGCAAAUAGUUUAGGAAGCGGAGCGUCUUCGCGGCCGCAAGAUGCACUCGGAUGACAUUGUCUGGGACACUCUUGGCAACAAACAGUUCUGCUCAUACAAGAUCAAGACAAAAACGCAGAACUUUUGCCGGAAUGAGUUUAAUGUAACCGGCCUGUGCAACCGCUCCUCCUGUCCCUUGGCAAACAGCCAGUAUGCUACCAUCAAGGAAGAAAAAGGGCAGUGUUUCCUUUACAUGAAGACCAUUGAACGCUCUGCUUUCCCCAGUCGGCUCUGGGAACGGGUCCGGUUGAGCAAGAACUAUGAGAAAGCGUUGGAGGAGAUUGACGAGAACCUCAUAUACUGGCCCCGCUUCAUCCGGCACAAAUGCAAGCAGCGCUUCACCAAGAUCACGCAGUACCUGAUCCGAAUCCGCAAACUGACGCUCAAGAGACAGAGGAAGCUCGUUCCUUUAAGUAAAAAGAUUGAACGUCGUGAAAAGCGGCGAGAGGAGAAAGCCCUGGUUGCUGCUCAGCUGGACAACGCGAUAGAAAAAGAACUGCUGGAGAGAUUGAAGCAGGAAACGUAUGGCGAUAUAUAUAAUUUCCCCAUCCAUGCCUUCAACAAAGCUCUGGAACAGCAGGAUGGUGAGAGCGAGAGUGAUGAGGAUACAGAGAAGAGAGAAGAGGAGGAGGAAGAAGAGGAUGCAAACAAGAGGGAAUUUGUGGAGGUAGAUGAGAGUGAUCUCAGCGACUUUGAGGAGAUGGAUAAUCUGCCGACAAGCAGUGAGGAGGAAGAGGAGGCUACGUCUAGUGAGGAAGAAGAGGGCGACCGUCAGCCCAGGUCUAAGGGCAAAACUCCACUGAAGGGGCCAGCCAGGAGGAAACGAGCUUAUGUUGAAAUAGAGUAUGAGCAGGAAACGGAACCACUGUUGAAAUCGAAAGCCACAUGACACCUCCACCUAGGAGAAGGGGGCAGACGCAAGAACUGUACUGAGUGAGCUGGCUGGUGGGAUGGUCGGCCAGCGUCGCUCAGCAAAGCUUGCUCGUACUUACUUACUUUUAAGACUCCAAAGACAGCUGAAAGGCCAACAGGAAACUUCCUUCGAAAUGGAAGCCUUGUAAACUGGAGCUGGGAAACGAAUGGGCAUUUGGAUAAUCCACCUUUGGGGUUGGGGGAGUGAAGCGGGCUAGUUUUUUAAAACUAUUUGUACAUGUCUUUAUUGCCUUGCAAGCCACUUUGAGGGGCCUAUUUUUGGUAGAAAAGUAGCAUAAAAAUAAACCGGAGCCGGCUGCAACCACC